AAAACCUAAACUGGGUUCUGUUCAAAAUCGAAACUUUGGGUUGGAAUUGGAAAAAAAAAAAAAAAAAAUCUCUCGCUUAGUCUUAAGGUCUCCCACGAAAUUUAUCCAAAAAGCGCACAAAAAGAAAAAUAUCCCAACUUGCGUAGAAGACAAAAUCCUGGCAACGCACGAAACGGUUCUUCGAAAGACAAAAGUCAAAUCCACGACCAAACGCUUUAGCAGCCGCCAUCGCCCAAUCGCAUCCAAGCGCUCGGGAGAGAGAGAGGUGAUGGUGUUCAGCAGCGCGGCGUUGGUGGCGGUGGCAGAUGCCUCAGCCGACACGUGGCAGCGGAUGCGGAGGGUUCGGCCGUCGGAGAGAAUCAACAGCCGCCAGGUUAUGGACCUGGCUUGUUGCUUCCCGCUUCAUCAAGUGGGUCGUCUCUUUCUCUGCUUGUGGACUUUCCUGUGCCUUCCCACAUCUGAUUCCUUCUACUCCUAUACGUACCACAACUACUCUUCUUCUUCCUCCUCCUCCGAUUACGAUGAUGAUGAUGAUGAUCUUGAUUUUGGUCAUAAUUACUACAAUUAUGGGGAUUAUGCUGAUGAUGGGUCGUCCUCAUCAUCUACCCACACUGAAUCGAGAUUGCCAUGGUGAUAACAUUAACAUGUUAUGGAAACAAAUCUUGGAUUUGGAUUUUAUAAUAAAAGGUUAUCAGGCGAAUUCUCUGCGCAAGGAAAAGAUCAUGUUGACUCUGAAUUUGUUCAUGUGGCUUGAUCUUGAACAAGGAGGUUAUGUGUUUCUUAUAUCAUCUGAAAAGCAGUGUGUUUGAGUUUAUAUCUUUAUGUACAACCUCUUCAGUUACCAGCGAUAUUGUCAUCAACAGACUUUAACUGUCUGAAAAAAAAAUAAUAAUAAU
Messenger RNA from Tarenaya hassleriana, 896 nucleotides. RefSeq lists its product as uncharacterized. The coding region runs from base 269 to 634 and encodes 121 amino acids. The record is from RefSeq and is a predicted model, not a curated record. Lineage: Eukaryota; Viridiplantae; Streptophyta; Magnoliopsida; Brassicales; Cleomaceae. The transcript has 2 exons.